AUGAGGGUUGCAAAUAUCACAUUGCUUCUGUCACUAGUUGGACAAGCUAUUGCAAUUGCUUUAGAUGUCUCAAACUUAGACCAAGAAGGAACUGCAACCAGUGAAAAUAAGCACUUGGUUGGAGACGAUCAUCACUUCGAAGGUGAUGGACGUUCUCAUAGCUAUUCCUUAGAUGGUUUACCAGUCAAGGAUAAGGAACAAGAUUUAUACCUCAAUAACUUCUUCAAGCACAAGGAAAAGAAGAAGGAUAAGGAAAAGAAGAAGAAUAAGGAAAAGAAGAAGGAUAAGGAAAAGUACCAUCCAUUCUACAAGGAAAAGAAUAAAGACAAGCACGAUAAAUUCUUCAAGGAUGAGGACGAUAAAUUCCACAAGGAUAAGGACAAGCAUCAUCCAUUCCAUAAGGAUAAGGACAAGCAUCAUCCAUUCCAUAAGGAUAAGGACAAGCACGAUCCACCAAACAAAGAUUGGAACCAAGGCCCUGAUAAGGACUGUAAGCCUGGUAAAGAUUGUACAACUCUCCAGCCCUUUGAGUCUAGUUCUCAUAUUUCUACUCAAGGUCCGGAAACCGAAGGGUUUCCCAGCACGGACAGGCCAAUUGAGACACCUGAAGGACCUGAUUCAUCGCCUACUCCAUCAUUUGACGAUGCAACGGGAUCUACUGUCCGUGACCCUGUGACUACUGCCACACCACCUGGUUCUUCUAUGUGGAGCGCUUCAACUCCUGCGGGGACGCCUACCGGAGUUGCAACUCCUACAACCCCGCUGGUUUGUGUGAGAAAUUCAACGGCAGCGUCGCAGACCACUUUGUUACCAGACGCUACUGACUCGUCAUUCAGGUCAAUUACAGAAACCCCAUCUGAAAGCGGACCUACGUCUUCAGAUACUGCAACUCCUUCUAGCUCUGAUUUGAUUAUCUCUUCGGCAAUAUCUACCCGCUUUUCAAAUUCUACAACUCCACUUGUAUGCACAAGAAGAUCGACUGUGACAUCGGCUACCAAUUUGCCUUCUGAUUUUAAUGAAUCAUCAAUCAAUACAAACACAGAAACCCUAUCUGAAAGUGGAUCUGCGUCAACAAACACUGCAACUCCUGCAAGCUCUGAUUUGAGUAGUUCUUCGGCAAUAUCUACCCGCUUUUCAAAUUCUACAACUCCACUUGUAUGCACAAGAAGAUCGACUGUGACAUCGGCUACCAAUUUGCCUUCUGACGUUACUGAAUCGUCAAUCAAUACAAAUACAGAAACCCUAUCUGAAGGCGGAACUGCCUCAGCAGACACUGAAGCCCCAACUGAAAGCAGACCUGUCUCGACAGACACUGGAACACCUGCAAGCUCUAAUUUCAGUAUUUCUUCGGCACUAUCUACUGGCUUUGCAAAUAGGACAACUCCACUUGUAUGCACAAGAAGAUCGACUGUGACAUCAGUUACCACUUUGGUUCCAGGUGGCGCCACAGAUACCUCAAUAAUAACGAACAAUGGCACUGGUGUGCCUGAAAUUACAGCCCCUACAAUCCCGGCAAGUAUUCCUACAUCCGAAGGUAAUACAGAGUUCAGUAGUACUCCUAGAGGAACUGCAACUACUCUUGCUAUCCCUGCGUCAGGAAUAGAAACUGUUUCAAUGGAUACACACGAGGGGCCCACAGCUAUCUCCGAAACUCAAUCAAUUCCGCUUUCUGCGGGCGGACCUGCGCCAUCCUCGACUCUAGAUUCUCCAGGGUCUCCAGGUUCUCCAGGUUCGCAAUAUAUUCCAGGUGGUCCAGAUUCUCCAGGUUCGCCAAGUACCCCAGAUAUCCCAGGCACCCCAGAUAUCCCAGGCACAACAGGCACCCCAGAUAGUCCAGGUACCUCAGGUACUCCAGAUUCACCAGGUUCGCCAAAUACACCAGGAUCUCCAGGAUCUCUCGGUUCAACUACAGUUACUCCAACUCACAGUGACCUUGUUUCAACGGAUACACUAAUCACUACCGGUUUAAGUUUCAGUCCUCCUCCAGGGUGGACUGGAGUUGCACCUCCUCCUACACUACUAAACUGUACAAGAACUUCUCUUACACCGCAAACGAGUUUGGUUCCAGAUGGGACUACUGAUACCUCAAUAAUAAUAACAGGCAAUAUCACUGACGUACCUGUUACUGCCUCGUCGAUCCCGGCUAGUUCUGAGUCUACUGGUAGUACACCUGGAGUAGCAACGGGUUCAAUCAAUACGUCAUCUUCAGUUCCAGUUUCUGGUAAUGUACCUGCACCAUCGUCGACAGCUGGUAGCCCUGGUGCUCCAAGUAGCUCAGGUUCUCCAGAUUUGUCCUCCACUACGGGGGCUCCAAAUUCGCCAGUUAGCUCGGGUACUCCAGCUACUGCGGGCACCCUAGCUACACCCGGUUCACCAGGUAGCCCAAGUGAUCCAGGUUCACCAGCUACACCCGGUUCACCAGGUAGCCCAAGUGAUCCAGGUUCACCAGCUACACCAGGUUCACCAGGCUCACCAGCUACACCAGGCUCUCCAGGUUCACCAGCUACACCAGGCUCUCCAGGUUCACCAGCUACACCAGGCUCUCCAGGUUCACCAGCUACACCAGGCUCUCCAGGUUCACCAGCUACACCAGGCUCUCCAGGUUCACCAGCUACACCAGGCUCUCCAGGUUCACCAGCUACACCAGGCUCUCCAGGUUCACCAGCUACACCAGGCUCUCCAGGUUCACCAGCUACACCAGGCUCUCCAGGUUCACCAGCUACACCAGGCUCUCCAGGUUCACCAGCUACACCAGGCUCUCCAGGUUCACCAGCUACACCAGGCUCUCCAGGUUCACCAGCUACACCAGGCUCUCCAGGUUCACCAGCUACACCAGGCUCUCCAGGUUCACCAGCUACACCAGGCUCUCCAGGUUCACCAGCUACACCAGGCUCUCCAGGUUCACCAGCUACACCAGGCUCUCCAGGUUCACCAGCUACACCAGGCUCUCCAGGUUCACCAGCUACACCAGGCUCUCCAGGUUCACCAGCUACACCAGGCUCUCCAGGUUCACCAGCUACACCAGGCUCUCCAGGUUCACCAGCUACACCAGGCUCUCCAGGUUCACCAGCUACACCAGGCUCUCCAGGUUCACCAGCUACACCAGGCUCACCAGCUACACCAGGCUCUCCAGGUUCACCAGCUACACCAGGCUCACCAGCUACACCAGGUUCUCCAGGUAGCCCAAGUGAUCCAGGUUCACCAGGCUCUCCAGGUUCACCAGCUACACCAGGCUCACCAGCUACACCAGGUUCUCCAGGUAGCCCAAGUGAUCCAGGUUCACCAGCUACACCAGGUUCACCAGGCUCUCCAGAUUCACCAGGUUCACCAGGUAGCCCAGGUGCUCCGGAUACCUCAGGUACUCCAGAUUCACCAGGAUCUUUCGGUUCAGCUACAGUUACUCCAACUGAUAGUGCACUUGUUUCAACAGAUACACCGGUCACUAUUGGUUUAAGUUUUAGCCCCCCUCCAGGGUGGACUGGCGUUGCACCUCCUCCGAGCCUAGUAAACUGUACAAGAACGACAAUUACACUGCAAACGAGUUUGGUUCCAGAUGGGAUUCCUGAUACCUCAAUAAUAAUAACAGGCAAUAUCACUGACGUACCUGUUACUGCCUCGUCGAUCCCGGCUAGUUCUGAGUCUACUGGUAGUACACCUGGAGUAGCAACGGGUUCAAUCAAUACGUCAUCUUCAGUUCCAGUUUCUGGUAAUGUACCUGCACCAUCGUCGACAGCUGGUAGCCCUGGUGCUCCAAGUAGCUCAGGUUCUCCAGAUUUGUCCUCCACUACGGGGGCUCCAAAUUCGCCAGUUAGUUCGGGUACUCCAGCUUCUGCGGGCACCCCAGCUUCUGCGGGCACCCCAGCUUCUGCGGGUACUCCAGCUAUUACGGGAACUACUCAGACAACAGGCUCUCCAGAUUCACCAGGUUCACCAGGUAGCCCAGAUUCACCAGCUUCAACAGGUAGCCCAGGUGCUCCAGAUACCUCAGGUACUCCAGAUUCACCAGCUUCAACAGGUAGCCCAGAUUCACCAGCUUCAACAGGUAGCCCAGGUGCUCCAGAUACCUCAGGUACUCCAGAUUCACCAGCUUCAACAGGUAGCCCAGGUGCUCCAGAUACCUCAGGUACUCCAGAUUCACCAGCUUCAACAGGUAGCCCAGGUGCUCCAGAUACCUCAGGUACUCCAGAUUCACCAGCUUCAACAGGUAGCCCAGGUGCUCCAGAUACCUCAGGUACUCCAGAUUCACCAGCUUCAACAGGUAGCCCAGGUGCUCCAGAUUCACCAGGUUCACCAGGUAGCCCAGGUGCUCCAGAUUCACCAGGUUCACCAGGUAGCCCAGGUGCUCCAGAUACCUCAGGUACUCCAGAUUCACCAGCUUCAACAGGUAGCCCAGGUGCUCCAGAUACCUCAGGUACUCCAGAUUCACCAGCUUCAACAGGUAGCCCAGGUGCUCCAGAUACCUCAGGUACUCCAGAUUCACCAGCUUCAACAGGUAGCCCAGGUGCUCCAGAUACCUCAGGUACUCCAGAUUCACCAGAUUCACCAGGUAGCCCAGGUGCUCCAGAUACCUCAGGUACUCCAGGUUCGCCAGGAUCUUUCGGUUCAGCUACAGUUACUCCAACUGAUAGUGCACUUGUUUCAACAGAUACACCGGUCACUAUUGGUUUAAGUUUUAGCCCCCCUCCAGGGUGGACUGGCGUUGAAACUCCUUCAACUCUACUAAACUUUACAACUACAAUUGCACCGCAAACGAGUUUGGUUCCAGAUGGGACUCCUGAUACCUCAAUAAUAAUAACAGGCAAUUUCACUGACGUACCUGUUACUGCCUCGUCGAUCCCGGCUAGUUCUGAGUCUACUGGUAGUACACCUGGAGUAGCAACGGGUUCAAUCAAUACGUCAUCUUCAGUUCCAGUUUCUGGUAAUGUACCUGCACCAUCGUCGACAGCUGGUAGCCCUGGUGCUCCAAGUAGCUCAGGUUCUCCAGAUUUGUCCUCCACUACGGGGGCUCCAAAUUCGCCAGUUAGUUCGGGUACUCCAGCUUCUGCGGGCACCCCAGCUUCUGCGGGUACUCCAGCUAUUACGGGAACUACUCAGACAACAGGCUCUCCAGAUUCACCAGGUUCACCAGGUAGCCCAGAUUCACCAGCUUCAACAGGUAGCCCAGGUGCUCCAGAUACCUCAGGUACUCCAGAUUCACCAGCUUCAACAGGUAGCCCAGGUGCUCCAGAUACCUCAGGUACUCCAGCUUCACCAGGAUCUUUCGGUUCAGCUACAGUUACUCCAACUGAUAGUGCACUUGUUUCAACAGAUACACCGGUCACUAUUGGUUUAAGUUUUAGCCCCCCUCCAGGGUGGACUGGCGUUGAAACUCCUUCAACUCUACUAAACUUUACAACUUCUAUUACACCGCAAACGAGUUUGGUUCCAGAUGGGAUUCCUGAUACCUCAAUAAUAAUAACAGGCAAUUUCACUGACGUACCUGUUACUGCCUCGUCGAUCCCGGCUAGUUCUGAGUCUACUGGUAGUACACCUGGAGUAGCAACGGGUUCAAUCAAUACGUCAUCUUCAGUUCCAGUUUCUGGUAAUGUACCUGCACCAUCGUCGACAGCUGGUAGCCCUGGUGCUCCAAGUAGCUCAGGUUCUCCAGAUUUGUCCUCCACUACGGGGUCUCCAGAUGCACCAGAUACUACUGAGUCUCUAGAUUUGUCCUCCAUUACUGAGUCUCCAGAUUUGUCGUCCACUACAAGUUCUCCAGAUGCACCAGAUACUACGGAAACUCCAGAUGCACCAGAUACUACUGAGUCUCUAGAUUUGUCCUCCAUUACUGAGUCUCCAGAUCUGUCGUCCACUACAAGUUCUCCAGAUUCACCAGCUCCUACGGAAACUCCAGAUGCACCAGAUGCAACGGAAACCCCAGAUAUCCCAGACAUACCAGGUUUGCCAGAUAUGCCAGAUACCCCAGGUUCUCCAGAUUCACCAGCUGCUACGGAAACUCCAGAUUCACCAGCUGCUACGGAAACUCCAGAUGCACCAGAUACUACUGAGUCUCUAGAUUUGUCCUCCAUUACUGAGUCUCCAGAUUUGUCGUCCACUACAGGUUCUUCAGAUUCACCAGCUGCUACGGAAACUCCAGAUGCACCAGAUACUACUGAGUCUCUAGAUUUGUCCUCCAUUACUGAGUCUCCAGAUUUGUCGUCCACUACAGGUUCUCCAGAUUCACCAGCUGCUACGGAAACUCCAGAUUCGCCAGCUGCUACGGAAACUCCAGAUGCACCAGAUACUACUGAGUCUCUAGAUUUGUCCUCCAUUACUGAGUCUCCAGAUUUGUCGUCCACUACAAGUUCUCCAGAUGCACCAGAUACUACGGAAACCCCAGAUAUCCCAGACAUACCAGGUUUGCCAGAUAUGCCAGAUACCCCAGGUUCUCCAGAUUCACCAGCUGCUACGGAAACUCCAGAUUCACCAGAUACUACGGAAACUCCAGAUUCGCCAGCUGCUACGGAAACUCCAGAUUCACCAGAUACCCCAGGUAGUCCAGAUAUGCCAGACACACCAGGUUUGCCAGAUUUCCCAGAUACCCCAGGUAGUCCAGAUUUCCCAGAUACCCCAGGUAGUCCAGAUAUGCCAGACACACCAGGUUUGCCAGAUUUCCCAGAUACCCCAGGUAGUCCAGAUUUCCCAGAUACCCCAGGUAGUCCAGAUAUGCCAGACACACCAGGUUUGCCAGAUUUCCCAGAUACCCCAGGUAGUCCAGAUUUCCCAGACACACCAGGUUUGCCAGAUAUCCCAGAUCGACUCGUUAAUAUGGGAAUUCCAACCCCAGGUAGUCCGGAUUGCUCAGAUGACCCAGACGUCCCAGGUAGUCCUGAUUGUCCAGACGUCCCAGGUAAAACCGAUACACCCGGUACACCCGGUAAGCCAGAUAAGCCAGGUAAGCCGGGUAAGCCGGGUAAGCCAGGUAAGCCAGGUAAGCCAGGUAAGCCAGAUAAGCCAGGUAAGCCAGAUAAGCCAGGUAAGCCAGGUAAGCCAGAUAAGCCAGGUAAGCCAGGUAAGCCAGAUAAACCAGAUAAACCAGAUACACCCGGCACGCCAAGUACGCCAGGUACGCCAAGCACGCCAAGCACGCCAAGUACGCCAGGUACUCCCGGUACACCAGGUACACCAAGCACGCCAGGUACGCCAGGUACUCCCGGUACGCCAGGUACGCCAGGUACUCCCGGUACACCAGGUACACCAAGCACGCCAGGUACGCCAGGUACUCCCGGUACACCAGGUACACCAAGCACGCCAAGCACGCCAGGUACGCCAGGUACUCCCGGUACACCAGGUACACCAAGCACGCCAAGCACGCCAGGUACGCCAGGUACUCCCGGUACACCAGGUACACCAAGCACGCCAAGCACGCCAGGUACGCCAGGUACUCCCGGUACGCCAAGUACACCAGGUACUCCCGGUACGCCAAGUACACCAAGUACGCCAGGUACGCCAGGUACUCCCGGUACGCCAAGUACACCAGGUACUCCCGGUACGCCAAGUACACCAAGUACGCCAGGUACUCCCGGUACGCCAGGUACUCCAGGUACGCCAAGUACACCAAGUACACCAAGUACGCCAGAUACACCAGGAUCGCCUGGAAAUCCAGGGUCUCCUACUUCUUUGGUUCGUACUGAAGCUCCAUCACAUACUCUGCUUGAACCGAAAAUAUUGCCAGAAACAGAUCAACCUAGACUUACCUCUGGUGUGCCAUCUACACCAGAAGGAUCUACACCAACACCAGUUAAUCAGGGCCCAAAGACUUUACCUACGACACCUCUAGUUCAAUCUACAACGGCCAUCAAUACCUUCUUCGCUGGAAAAGGUUCAAAAAGAACUCCUUCAAUAAUUUUGAUGAUCUUAGGAUUACUUACGUUCGUAUGA
Molecule: messenger RNA, 7917 nt
Organism: Eremothecium sinecaudum
Lineage: Eukaryota; Fungi; Ascomycota; Saccharomycetes; Saccharomycetales; Saccharomycetaceae
Product: HFR021Wp
Exons: 1
Coding region: 1-7917 (2638 amino acids)
Source: RefSeq, a predicted model, not a curated record